AUGGCCCGAGCCAAGAGACGGCGAACUCACAAGAAGGUUGCCCCUCCGCCUGCUGCCGGCCCUCCGCCUUCACUUACCCCCUCGCCUCCAGAGGACUCUUUCCCCUUCAUGUCUCUUCUCCCCGAGAUUCGACUCAUGGUUUACGAUUCUGCCAUGCCAGAUGAAGUCCGUCUCAGUAACAGGAAGGCCUCCCCGGGACUCCCUCCCACCAUCAGAGCUCUCAUGAGGGUCAAGGUCAUCCGAGACGAGCUCAUCCCGCAUCUGUUUGGAAGGUACCACUUCGAGUGGACUGAUGCUCACCCACGGCAACAAUUUCAGCGCGAUUUGGAGUGGGAAUGCUUCAAACGCCAGGUCGUCCCUUACAUCAACAGCCUCAGCUUCCGGUUCACACGUCCGGUCUCGCGUCCCAGGAAGCAGUCCUCUUAUGAACCAUUGGACCGUUUGCUCAGGUGGACUCGAUGGCGCAGCCUGCGACCCCAUCUCCACCCGUGGAGCCUGAAGAAACUGACGUUGGUGGAGGCAAAUGAGCCAUUCUCAAAUCGGCAACCACCAUACCGGACCCCCGUUGAUGUUUCCUACGGUCCUGAUCGCUUUCUCACAGACGUUUCUGUCGUUCCUGGUCUGGAUUCCUUGAGGAUCGUGCUCAAAGACCACGCCGGCGAGGAGGCUGUAAAGGCAUUCCUUGAGCGAUGUGAGAGCUGCGAAAUCGACGGCAGAAUCGGAUACUGCCCAUACGGCCAAGAAAAGGUUUCCGAGUGGUUCCGUCUUCAGGACAAUCAAGUUGUCCGCAUGGCUGGCUGA
Diaporthe citri is the source of this 801-nucleotide messenger RNA. RefSeq lists its product as uncharacterized. The record is from RefSeq and is a predicted model, not a curated record. Bases 1 to 801 code for a protein of 266 amino acids. The transcript has a single exon. Lineage: Eukaryota; Fungi; Ascomycota; Sordariomycetes; Diaporthales; Diaporthaceae.